AGGUAUGCUGGCUGUGGAUGGGAGAGGGAGGGAGGGAGCCCAGGCUGUAGCAGGGGUCAGCAAGGUAAGUAUCAUUGGUGUCAGCAGGAGGAAUAGUGCCCCAUCAUUGGUGUCAUUGUGGUGUCAGUGUGGGAGGAAUAGUGCCCAUCACUGGUGUCAGUGUGGAAGUAAUAGUACCCCAUCAUUGUUUUCAGUGGGAGGACUAGUGCCCCAUUGUUGGUGUCAGUGGGAGGAAUAGUGCCCCAUCAUUGAUGUCAGUGGGAGGAAUAGCGCCCAUCGU
This is a messenger RNA of Staurois parvus, 280 nucleotides long. The record is from the annotation of a GenBank genome assembly. NCBI's taxonomy places the organism in Eukaryota, Metazoa, Chordata, Amphibia, Anura, Ranidae.